CGCGGCGCUCGCGCUCGGGCUCGGAGCAGGCUCGGAGGGGCGCGUGUGAGGCGGGGGCGGCGUGUCGCGCGGGCUGCGGCGUCGUCUCGGCCGCGGCUGACCCCGGUUCGAUUCCUCCGCCCCUCUCGGAGAGCCCGGCAAGCUACCGAGAGUAUCUCGCCCACACGGCAGAGCCUGGCAAUCUACCCGUGGCGUAUUGGAUAUGCCAAACACAGUCACAACAAGUCUCACAAUGGAGACGUUACUGGUGCCCGCUCGAGCAAAUCGAUGAGCAACGGGAUGAUACAGUGAUACAGUGCUAUGCCUUGCUAAGAUUGUUGUUUUACCUCAGGUAUCUCUGGCACGUUCCCAUGGAGACUGCAGGACCGGCAGCCGAGGCUUCUGAGGGAUCCUUGUUUUUCUCCUCACCAGAGGAGCCAGAGGAGGAGGUGGAGGCAGAGAAGGCCACCGAGCCAGCAGCUGAGGCGGAGGCGGAGGCGGGUGCGGCUCUCAACCCCCUCCUGCGGCCCGUCCUCACAGGCGAUGUGGAAAGCCUGCAGGAGAUCUUCGAGGACCCCGAGCACCCGCAGCACGAGCAGGCCAUGCAGUUCCUCCUGGCCGAGGACGUGGUGGGCAGAAACCUGCUGUACGCAGCCUGCAUGGCCGGGCAGAGCGACGUGAUCAGGGCUCUGGCCAAGUACGGCGUGAAUCUGAAUGAGAAGACCACCAGAGGUUAUACUCUCUUACACUGUGCUGCGGCCUGGGGGCGCCUGGAGACCCUGAAAGCCCUGGUGGAGUUGGAUGCUGACAUAGAAGCUCUGAAUUACAGGGAAGAAAGUGCUCGCGACGUGGCGGCUCGGUACUCGCAGACCGAGUGUGUGGAAUUCCUGGAGUGGGCAGAUGCCAGGCUGACUCUGAAAAGGUACAUCACCAAGGUCUUUGCUGGAGUGACAGACACAGAGAAGGGACAGCUGAAGCUCUUCAAAGAAGACAAGAACACGAUCCUCAACGCGUGCCGGCUGAAAAGCGAGUGGCUGGACACGCACCUGCAGGCGUCCAUCAAGGAGAUCUACGAACAGAAGCAGCAUCUGGAGGACAUCGUGACUCCCAUCUACACUAAAAUGAGCCAAGCCCGUCAAGUGAGAAGUGCCAAGUCUGUGAUUUAAGGCAUGGUCAGGAAGGAGGUCCCCGAUCGUCCCUUCUGCCAGGCACGCUUUUUACAUACAGAGCCACGUUUCCCUGUGGCAUUGCUAAAGCAAACCUACAUAUGCCUGUGGAGUGGAGAAACUAAGUGUGAUUUUUCAUUAAACGACGGAGUAUGACGAGACUUGGUCUUGCUGCCCUGCCCCGUGAGAUCGCCUCACCCAGGUCCGCCCCCCUCGUAUACACUGUGCCGCCCCCGUGCACCUUCCCAGGGGUCACUCACAGACACUCUCUGGCAGCUUUCCACGCGAUUUAGAGCAUCUGAACCAAUCGCUGGGGAACUGAAGCGGGGGGUUCUAUUCCCCCGAGGAAUUCUGUCAUUCUGCAAGAGGCGGCUGUGUGUUUCCAGAAGGAGCGCAAAGGCAAGACAUUCUGGAGCCAGGGGAAAUCCUAGAUCCAUUAGAUGGAAGCCGCUGCUUUGACAACGAUGACUUUGUUUUCCCAAGUUAACUUGACCGGUACAGGGGAGUUCGGGGACCACACAGCCCAACUUGGGUCUCCCUAGCACUGCUGGGCUGAGCCCUGGAGGCCCCCGGUGUGCUGGGGUGGCUCUGGUACCUUCCACAGGCCCUCACCUUGAAAUCACAGCCCACUUCCCAACAGGCCACGUGUUGCUGGGAGCAGUCCCCAAGCCCCCCUUAGCCCCACUCUGGAGAUCCCCUCCUCCUAAAGCGUGUUCUUACCUCCAGGUGGGGUGUAGUCCCUGAGUGAAACUUAUUCUUUCUUUCUUUGUUUUGUUUUGGGUUUGGGGCUACUCUUGGUGGUGCUCAGGGCUGACUUCUGGCUCUGCACUCAAGAAUCACCCCUGGCGGUGCUCAGGGGACCAUAUAGGGUGCCCAGGAUUGGACCUGGGUUGAGCAUGUGCAAGGCAAGUGCCCUCUCCGCUAUCCUGUCUCUCCAGCCCCUUCUUUCUUGAGGGACUAUCUUUCACCUUGAAGGCCAUUAUGGUUAUUUGUCUUGUGUUUCCUGUCCUGCAGAGGAGGCCAUAGAAACUUGAUUGUUGGGCUGCGGUAUCUCCCCUCAGGUCAGCAGGCACUAUGGACUCUUCAGGCUGACACCUGGUGGCUUUUUGCUAGUUGCUUUGGAGUGUUUUUUGUUUUUUUUUUUCAGGUUUAUCUGCUCAAGCCCCGGAAUAUUCUAUGACUCUGAUUUUCUAGAACAAUUUUCUAGAGCAAUUUUCUAAAAUGAAAAAAUCUUCACAUUUGUUCACUGUUCUCAUGACUUUCUCUGCGUUCCACCUACGAACUAAUCUCAUUAUAGAGGGGAAGGGGGAGAAAAAAAAUCCUGUAAGUUCCUGUUAUUUUCCUUACCACAGUUCAGAGAUAACACUUUUGAAACGUAGAUUUUUUAAGUCUUGAGAUCUCGUCAUGUGGAAUCAAUUCUCUUUGAGUCGCCUUAAGCAAAAUAACAGCAAUAACCCCCUCCCCCACCCCGCACAUCCCCCCUUGCUGGUGAGCAUAGCUAGUGAUGAUGGGUGUAAGAGACCACCACUGAGCUCCCCUUCCUCCAGUCAACGGCCCUGUCAGGAGGCCUGUGUCCUAGACACUGCCGUACUGUGGGAAGAUUCACUGUCACUGUCACUGUCAUCCCGUUGCUCAUCGAUUUGUUCGAGCGGGCACCAGUAACAUCUCUCAUUGAGAGACUUAUUGUUACUGUUUUUGGCAUAUACAAUACGCACGGGGAGCUUGCCAGGCUCUGCCGUGGGAAGAUUCAGGGGCCACAGUUAGGGUUUCUAUCUAAUUCUCCAUUUGCUUUUUGGACGUUGGUCUUGAAUGUGACGUUCCUUUGAGGCAUGCAGCCCUGCUCAGACUUAGAUUAUGCUGAUGGAUUUGCAUGCAAGGGGGCCAUUGCUGGGCAAAGGAUGGAAACGAGGUGCCUGGUGACAAGCUUAGAAUCACCUACAGUAGAUGUUGAGGUAUGUCUGUGCAUCUGAAAUCGAUAUACUGCUAGAGACCAGCUUAACUUCAGUUAGGAGAGAGUUAUUUGCUCUCACUUUCGUUUAAAAAGAGACUUGAAGGGGCUGGAGCGAUAGCACAUCGGGGAGGGCGUUUGCCUUGCACGCGGCCGACCCAGGUUCGAUUCCCAGCAUCCCAUAGGGUCCCCUGAGCACCGCCAGGGAUAAUUCCUGAGUGCAGAGCCAGGAGUAAACCCUGAGCAUCGCCAGGUGUGACCCAAAAAGCAAAAAAAAAAAAAAAAAAAAAAAAGAGACUUUAACACCAGAAAUGAAGGGAAAAGAUUCAUUUACCUUGGUAUUGGAUGAUAAAUUUUAUUAUAGACUUUAAAUAUCACAUUUUUCUCAUUUUCCCAUCUACAACGGAACUUUUAUCAUGCAUCUGGACUGGCCCGUGGUCCCGCCAUGGAGACUUGCCUGCGGGUCAACAAAGAGGCCUGGGCUCCCCCUGCAAGGUUGGACCUCCUCUGCAUCCCGGGACAGCCUCAGCUCCGUCCCUCCUGCUCCCCCCACAGUGGGCCAGGGGGCUCUGCUUGCCCCUCACAUGGACCACGGUGGAAGAGUCCCCUGCAGUGUCCUUGCAGAAGAAAAGUCUCGAAGGAUAAACCUGUCUCGAUGCUGCUCUUGCACCCUUGUGUUCUUGGAAGCCGGCCCUUGGAGAGAUUCCACCCGGCAGGUCUAAGGCGCUGCCCACAUGGGGCAUCUUCCCUUAGCAGCAUUAGGGUGGCACCAUCUUGGAUGCCAGUCCUCUAGUCACGAUGCCACGGGAAGCAGACUCAGCCUCCUUUGUACAGUCCUGCCAAAAUCGCGGUUUCUGCUCAAUAAAUA
Molecule: messenger RNA, 3961 nt
Organism: Sorex araneus (European shrew)
Lineage: Eukaryota; Metazoa; Chordata; Mammalia; Eulipotyphla; Soricidae
Gene: ANKRD45
Product: ankyrin repeat domain 45
Exons: 7
Coding region: 351-1145 (264 amino acids)
Molecular function (GO): protein binding
Source: RefSeq, a predicted model, not a curated record